ACGUAUCGCCCUAACUAUGGCCGCAAUGUGGAAUAUAUGAUAAUACUUAGCCGGUAUUUCAUACGUUCCUGUAUCAGCGUGGUAUCAGCUAACAGUAGUUAAUCAUUUAAUUAUAACCAAGCUUGUGAAUAUCAAACAUGGGCCAGCACGUUUCUAGGUCAGAUUUUGAGUGGAUUUAUACGGAAGAGCCUCACGCCAGUCGACGAAAAAUAAUUUUAGAGAAAUAUCCACAGAUAAAGAAAUUGUUUGGUUACGAUCCAAACUUCAAAUGGGUAGUAACAGCAAUGGUUUUGGUACAAUUUCUAUCUAUGUUUAUAGUUAAGGAUUUGAACUAUCCUUUACUUCUAUUAUUGGCAUACUGUAUUGGUGGUGUUAUUAACCAUUCUCUUAUGCUGGCUAUACAUGAGAUAUCGCACAAUCUUGCUUUUGGUCACUCAAGACCUAUGGCAAAUAGGGUCUUUGGAAUGUUUGCAAAUUUACCAAUUGGUAUUCCGAUAUCAAUUAGUUUCAAGAAGUAUCAUCUUGAACAUCACAGAUAUCAAGGGGACGAAAAGUUAGAUACAGAUUUACCAACUUUACUGGAAGCUAAGUUAUUUUGUACUACAUUUGGAAAGUUUUGCUGGGUGUGUUUGCAACCAUUUUUUUAUGCUUUUCGACCUCUAGUCACAUACCCAAAAGUGCCAACGACACUAGAGUAUAUAAACUUAGGCAUCCAAUUACUAUUUGAUGCUGUUGUAUGGUAUUUUCUUGGUGGAAAAGUAUUAGUCUAUUUAAUUGUUGGCUCUGUAAUGGCAAUGGGCUUGCAUCCAGUCGCAGGACAUUUUAUUUCUGAACAUUAUAUGUACAAAAAAGGUUAUGAGACAUACAGCUAUUAUGGACCGUUAAAUUUCAUUACAUUCAAUGUGGGAUAUCAUAACGAGCACCAUGACUUCCCUGCUGUACCAGGUUCCAGGUUACCGGAAGUAAAGCGAAUAGCUUCUGAAUUUUACGAUGAUUUACCACAACAUAAUUCUUGGGUAUCCGUUCUGUAUGAUUUCGUAAUGGAUCCCGAUAUUGGACCUUAUGCACGAAUUAAAAGGAAGCACAGAGGCCUAUCUUCUUAAAGCUAUUAUUAGAGACGCUUGUAUAGUUGUAUAAGUAUAAUCAAAACGGUGAUGUUUUGUACCUAAUUGUUAUGAACGCUGAGAAAUGAGAUUCUACCGUAUGCGGUAUUUAUCCUAUUCUGUUACCGUCUUCUACCAAAAAUCUAUUUUCCCAUUGAAGAUCCUGUAUUAUAUUCAGGAACAAUGUAUUUGCGAUAUUUCAUGACUAGGUUGCAGAAUUAAGUUUACAAACUUCCAGUAUGAAUAAAAUUUAACAUGUCACAACGAUGUUCUGUCAAAAUUGUUACUGGACAUUCUACAUAUUUUUCUAAGCAAUGAUUACAAAUCUGUUAAAAAUAUAAUUAUUAUAGGUGUGUUUUCUUUUACAUAUUUUGAAGCACAUUGAUCUGGCUUUAUAAAAUUGCAUUGCACUGUGAUGUCUAGUAGUAGUAAUAAUAUUUUGAAACUUCUUUAGAAAUAUUGUAUUUUGUGAGUUGUCAAGGGAAAUCUGUUGAUGGUUAAUUUCUGGAGUGAGAAUGGCCAUAAAUAUGUAGUGUAAUAACUGCAACAAGUAUUAUGUGACUCCUGUAGAGUAAAUUAUUUGACAAAAUGUGUGUUCAAGAAUUUGCCAUUCAGUUACAGGUUCUAGUCAGUUUGAGAACAUCUCGUUUGUUAAUUCAAUGCGAUAUUAUGCAGUCUCAACAAGAUUUUUCGGACAUACAAUGUUGUUUCAAAGAACCUGUCAUAUUGCUCUUCACUGUACAUUAUACUCUUCUAGAAUAUUAUAUGAUGUAUGUUAAUUAUUAAUAAAUCGACAAGUACGAA
Molecule: messenger RNA, 1907 nt
Organism: Cephus cinctus (wheat stem sawfly)
Lineage: Eukaryota; Metazoa; Arthropoda; Insecta; Hymenoptera; Cephidae
Gene: ifc
Product: sphingolipid delta(4)-desaturase DES1
Exons: 6
Coding region: 138-1103 (321 amino acids)
Biological process (GO): ceramide biosynthetic process
Cellular component (GO): membrane
Molecular function (GO): sphingolipid delta-4 desaturase activity
Source: RefSeq, a predicted model, not a curated record